Amblyraja radiata (thorny skate) is the source of this 728-nucleotide messenger RNA. RefSeq names its product transmembrane protein 60-like. The transcript is spliced from 3 exons. The coding region runs from base 67 to 480 and encodes 137 amino acids. The record is from RefSeq and is a predicted model, not a curated record. Lineage: Eukaryota; Metazoa; Chordata; Chondrichthyes; Rajiformes; Rajidae.
GGUUUCCAUGGCGACGCCCAGUGCGGCCUAGCUGGCAGGCCGAAGCCUGGGCCUGGGUUUUGGAGGAUGUCGCUGGCGCAGCGGGUGCUGCUGACCUGGCUGCUCGGCCUGCUCUUCCUCAUCGUGCUGGUGCUGAAGAUGGAGGAGACGCUGGGCUGGAGCUGGUUCCUGGUCUUCGUGCCGCUCUGGCUACUGGACGCGGCGCUGCUGGCGUUGUUGUUGGCCCGGCUGGCGGGUCGCUGCAAGGCGGCGGCGGCCGGGGCGGGGGCCGAGGCCCAGGCGGAGCGGGCAGGCCUGAGGCGCCGGGCACUAGGCCUGUGCGCGCUGCUGCUGCAACUGGCCUUCCUGCUGGCCCUGGCCGCCCGCCUGCAGCGCCUGGCCGAGCUGCCGCUGUGUUGGGUCCUGGCCCCGCUCUGGCUGCUGCUGCUCGGCGCUAUCGUAGAGGUGGCGAGGCGGACCUUCGGCUCUAGGCCCGAGUGAAGAGGAGGCCUGGGGCCCACCUCUAGGCCCGAGUGAGGAGGAGGCCUGGGGCCCACGGGGAGCGUCCACACCAGCCCGGCCCGAGUGAAGAGGGUCCCGGGCCCACGGGGAGCGUCCACACCAGUGAGGAGGCCCGGCCCGAGUGAAGAGGAGGCCUGGGGCCCCGGGGAACAUCCACACUGCCGGCAGGCCCGAGUGAAAAGGGGCCCGGGGCCCACGGGCAGCGUCCACACCAAGGAGGCCCCAGU